GAAUGUUUUUCUGUGGCAUUCAUCAAUAAUUUAUUGUCUAAACUUAUGCUUCAAGUUAUUAUUCAAGUUCGAUAUUUAUGGCCGUCUGGGUUGUUGAGUCAAUUUUUUUUUCUUUAUUGCUUCCGGCCGCUUAUUAUAGUGCUCAUUGAAAACGGAAUUUCAAAUCUAUUUCAUUCAUACAUACAUUCUUGUUUGCGAACGAAAAAUUCAAUCAACUAUGGAGCAUUCCAGAACGAAUAUAUCUUGCUAAAUAUUCAAGAAUCGUCUUUUUUUCCAUUUGAACCAAGCAGCAAUAUUUUUAUAUAUCGAAAUGAUAAUGAACCCUUUAAUUAAAUCAAUUAACUAUUCACUAUUCCGGCUGCUGCUAUAGAAUAAUAAAACAAGAUUAUAUCAUAAUAAAUGACCAUAGAAGUUGUUGUUGUUGAAUCGAUUAAUUUAUUCGGUUGAUGAAAAUAAUAUGUUAUGUUAUACAUUUUGCUUUAACCGAUUCAACUAGUUCGGUUACAUUAUAUGCUACAUAUGGACCAUUUAUGGCAAAGAAAACCAUAAAUCCAUUUUCGGUUUGUCGAAAUGAUUCAUCAUCAUCAUCAACAACAACAAAAUGGACAACAUCCGUUGAUUGUCAAAGAAAAUUAUCAUCCACAAUUACUGAUGGCGGUGGUGGUGAUAAAAAAAAUAAUCUAAAUCACAAUUACAACAACUACAUAUCUGAACAAAUCAAUGCUUAUCUUGUAACGAAAGAAGUACGUCGUAGUCAUCCAGUACUUCGUGUUUUAUUCUAUGCUAGUCAUUUAUUUGAGCUUCGUUCCAAUCAUAAUAAUUUUGUCACACGACCAUCAUCGAAUAACAACAAUGUUGAUCGAAAUGAGAAAUCAAUUUGUGCCGUUGUCAUUGUUCAAUAUCAUGGUGAACGUCUAUUUGGAACAUGUAGCCCAAGUAGUAGUCAAAAAAAUCGAUUAAAUGCCUGUUUGGCUGAAAUUAUUAUUCCGGCAUUGUAUUGGCCACCAUUAGAUGUAACGAAUGGUGGCAAUAUUUAUGCAGCUAAACAACAAAAAUCAUCCAUCGCUAAAGUUUUCUACACAAUCACACAUAUUCCCGGUGAUCAACAAUGUAAUGAUCAGAAUUUUCUUUCACUAUUAGCAUCACAAUCACCGAAUAGUAAUGAUAAUGAUGGUGAUGAUGAUGAAUCAAUAUCCGAUUUAUUCAGUGCCGAAAAUUCAAUGAAUCUGAUCCAUCUAUCGGAUGUGUUUUUAGUUCCAUUUCGUGGUAGUUAUGAAGAAGUUACUAAUGAUAAUGUUGUCACCGUACUUAUACCACAGGAGCCUGUCCAUCCUAAUAGCAAAAUUUACAUUCCAGUCAAAUAUACGUACAAUCCAGAGUAUCCGGUAUCGGCAUUCAGUCUUCGUGUACAAGUAAAACCUGGCUUGAGAAUAUUGGGUGCACAAUUAUCACAUCCAAAUAAAUUAUGGCAACUAAGUAUUGAACUUGGUACCGGGCAAACAUCAGCUACUGUAACGGCAUUUCUACGUGAUUCAUCUCUAGAUAGUCAAUCAUUACUGGAUGAAUUAAUGGAAAAUAUUUCGCAAGAAGUUUAUUCUUGGUUAAUUGAAAUCACUGAUGAAGUGAAUAUAGCCGAAAUGAAUGGUAGAAUCGUGUGGCAAUUAUUAUAUGAAACGGAAACGGAUAGCUACCGAAAUCCGAAUACUAAUAUUAUCGAUGCAUCCAUUGAACAACAUUUUGCAUCACAUCGAGGUGGACAAUUUUUGAAACAGGAACCAAAUUUCGAAAAAGAAUCAAUCAAAUUAACAUCAUUAAUUGACAUACAAAAAGAUGUAAUGGAAGAAAUCAUUGCCAUCACUAAUUCAAAAGAAUUGCUUAACACGGCAAUAUUGAAUGGUAGACAAGUAUCGCGUACAAUGCGUAUCUAUCAGGUAUCUGCUGCUGGCCAUAUCAGUGAUAUUACAUUUCAAUGUAGCUGUCAAUCGAUCGAUGAAUCAAUUCUAAAGGUUUCAACAUCAUGUACAUCUGUUUAUUUGGAUGGUAGUGAAAUUCGUGGCAGUCAAAAUGCAACCAUUCUUAUACGAUAUGGCUCAUUCAUAGGACAAGGAAAUUUUGUUGUUUGGAUGCCACAAAUACCGUUAGAAGUUCGUGUAAGUGAUGAUAAAUUAAGUCAAAUUAAAAAAUGGCGUGUACAUCGUCCAAUUAAUCGCAUUGGUUCAAUGAAUUCCAAUCUACCGAAUCAUGGUUCAUCAUCAAUAAAUGAAAAUCAUUUCGAUACAAUCGAUGAUGAAAUGUUGGCCGAUCAAAAUGAUAAUGAUGAUGGUUAUUGGCCCGAAUUAAUCAAUAUUCCAAAUUCCAUUCAGCCACAAAUUUGUCAGCUGAAAUUUCAGCAAACACGAAUUGAAGUUUAUACACGUUAUAUGAGUAGUGAUCAUGAUUCAGGUCGUGAAGCAUCAUUAGUGAAUCGUCGACAUUCGAUUCGCAUAACGAAAAUUGUACAGAAUAUGAUUCGUGUUUCAGAUAAAAAGAUUUUGCGAAUUUUGCGCGCAAAUAUUAUUGAAGGCGUUAGUGCUGGCACUGCUAAUGUGGAGAUAAUUUCGCCAAUAACCGGCGCCAUUAUUGGUUCAAAACAAAUUGAAGUCAACAUGGAACGUGAAAGUAUAACCAAUAUGAAAGUUCAUUUAAUAUCUGGAAUUCAAAUGGAAAUUGAACCCGUCGGUCAAUUGAAUCAAAAUAUUUGGAUGGUUCGAACCAGUCUGAUCAAUUCAUUAACAAAACAAUAUCAGGAAGCUUUAUUGGAAGCUCGUCUUUUCUUUUCCGACCAAACAUCGACAUAUUUAUCAGAGAUAUCACCAAAUGAUUAUCACUUGACCAUCAAUACAUUUAAAGGCGUUGUAGAUAAUGUAACCCGUGAUAAUGUUAUGCAGAAUCGUGGUGAAGAAAUCGGUACAUUCAUUUAUGAAAUACCAAGAAUAAUAGCAUUGAUGCCUGGACAAGGUGAAUCGAUUCAUAUGACAAUUGAUUCAAUGCAUUCAUGUCAUGAACUGAAAAAAAAUUCACAACAACAACAACAACAACCACUAUCAUCAUCAUUCAUAAAUGUGGAUGUUAAUUUUGAAUCACCAAAUUCAAUGUUUUCAUUACAAAAUGAUGCCAUUCAUUAUCGACGUUUUGGUGGUAAUGGUGCUGUUGCCAAAGGUAUUACACGUCAUGAUCUGUCAUCAUCGAUUAUCAAUCAAGCGGGAAAAUCAAAUGAAUUCUUCAAUAAUCCAUACUAUAAUAACAAGAAUAAAAGAAUUCCAAUUGCAUCGACAAAAAAACAUCAUCAUAAUCAUAAUGAUAAUAUUCGAUUUCAGCGACAUUCAAUUGCAAUAUCGACAUCAUCAUUAAAUCAUGAUGAAAAUGGAUCAUCAUCAAUUAAAUUUGGAAUAUUAAGUUUUAUCACCAUUGUUGGCAUUGCAUUCAUCAUCGUUGUAAUUUAUUCAGUAUUUAUCGCACAUUUUCGUCAAAAUCAUCAAAUUACAACAGCAACAACAACGGUUACACAGACAACGGCAUCCAAUUCGAUCCAAUCACAAUCAUCAACAAAAGGAAAAGGAAUCACUGAUCUGAAACCAUAUCUGUCUGCUUGUUUGAAUCGUAGUGGCAGCAGUAAUCAUCAAAUUGAUUCCAAUGUUCAUGAUUGGAUAUGGAUAUCGAAAGAGGAACUUGAAAAUGAACAAAAAAUAAUAAAAAAUCCAAUGGAACAGGCAAAACUUUUAACACCUUUAUUACAUCAUCAUCAUCAUCAUGAUCAUCAUAAUAAUGGUGAUCAGUUGAAAUUAUCGAAAAAAUUCAGUUCAAAAAAUCAAACAUCAUCACCAGCACCUCUUAAUGAAUCCGAUGAUAACCAUAAUGCAAUGAUAAACAUAACGAUCAAUCCAAGUGAAACUUUUUUCAAGCAUAAACAAAUUGGUCAUCAAAAUGAUGAUGAUGAUGAUGUUGCUGGUGAUUCGAUUAUUCGAAAAUUCAAUUUUCCCGUUCCUGGAACGAUCGAGGCAUGGAAUGAUAGUAAUAGUAAUAAUAAUAACAAGGUGAUAGCUGCUAUGCCACCAUUAUCAGAGCCAUUAUUGACGAAAACUCGCCACAUACCUAUACCGAAACAGCGUGUUAAUAAUAGCAACAAAAAUCAUCAUCAUAAUAAUCGUAAUAGGCGUAAUGAACAAACGAAUGAAUUGGUGCCUAAACGAAAUUCUUCUACAUCAUCAUCAUCAGCUACACCACCACCAUUACCAUUGCAUAGAAGAAUUUCAGAAUCAAAUAAACGGUUAAAAAUUUCAUCUUCCUAUAAUGACAACGAUAUCGAUGAAAUUCCACCACCAAUACCACCGCAUCGAAAUAUUGAUAAUAAUUCAGCAAUAAUGAAAACACCAACAACGACGACGACGAUUCUAGAAAGACCAAAACAAUUAUUGUUACAAAAUGUAAAUUCUAUCAAUAAUAGUCAACGACAAUCACCACGAGAACAACAAAUCGAUUAUCAUUUUAUGAUGAAAAUUCUAAACGAUAGGCUAAAAGAAUCACAAGCUUGAUUUAACUCGUUAAUCAUCAUCACCAGAAAAAAAACAGAACAGAAGCCUUAUUUUUUCAUCGAUUUUCAUCAUCAUCAUCA
Dermatophagoides farinae (American house dust mite) is the source of this 4651-nucleotide messenger RNA. RefSeq names its product transmembrane protein 132C dtn (gene dtn). NCBI's taxonomy places the organism in Eukaryota, Metazoa, Arthropoda, Arachnida, Sarcoptiformes, Pyroglyphidae. The record is from RefSeq and is a predicted model, not a curated record.